GCUCCCAGUUGAUCCCCUUACUCUACCCAAAGAAGAAGAGUGAGAGGCUUUGAAAGCAACCAUGGAAGGCAGUGUUGAACACAGGACAGAAACAAUUGGGGAAAGGAUGACACCCAGGCAGACUUCAGAAAGAAGAUGUGGAAAGCGAUUCUGCAGAGCCCUUUCCUAUAUCACAGGAGACAUGAAAGAGUUUGGAGACUGGCUUCGAGAUAAGCCAAUCCCAUUUCAGUUUGUCGACUGGGUCCUGCGAGGGACGGCCCAGGUGAUGUUCGUCAAUAACCCUCUCAGUGGGCUUAUCAUGAUUGCUGGGUUCCUUGUCCAGAAUCGUUGGUGGACGAUCACAGGCUGCCUGGGAACCGUUGUCUCAACGUUUACAGCACUGAUUCUGUGUCAGGACAGAUCGGCCAUAGCGGCAGGACUGCAUGGCUAUAACGGGGUCCUGGUGGGACUGCUCAUAGCAGUGUUCUCUGACAAGGGAAACUUCUAUUGGUGGCUUCUCCUGCCUGUUACUUUUGCAUCCAUGACCUGCCCAGUUCUUUCCAGUGCUUUAGGCUCAAUCUUCAGUAAAUGGGAUCUUCCUGUUUUCACCCUGCCUUUCAACAUGGCAUUGACUUUAUAUUCAGCUGCCACCGGACACUACAACCUCUUCUUCCCUACAGUCCUUAUUCAACCUGCAAAAACAGUGCCCAAUAUCACCUGGUCCCAAAUUGAUGUGCCAAAGCUAUUCCAAUCCAUUCCAGUUGGCGUCGGUCAAGUGUAUGGCUGUGAUAACCCCUGGACUGGUGGCAUCUUCCUGGUAGCUUUAUUCAUCUCUUCUCCACUCAUUUGCUUGCAUGCCACAAUUGGAUCUACAGUGGGGGUUCUGGCAGCCCUGAGCCUAGCAGCCCCUUUCAGCAGCAUCUAUGCUGGCUUGUGGAGUUACAACAGCUGCCUCGCCUGCAUCGCGAUCGGAGGCAUGUUCUAUGUUCUCACUUGGCAGACUCACCUGCUAGCAAUUGCCUGUGCAUUCUUUUGUGCCUACCUGGGAGCAACAGUGGCCAAUAUGUUUUCUGUGUUUGGAUUGCCGGCAUUUACCUGGCCCUUCUGCUUGUCUGCACUAACCUUUUUGUUAUUAACCACAAAAUGUUCCGCCAUCUCCAAGUUACCUCUCAGCAAAGUCUCUUACCCAGAAGCUAACUUACCUGCAAACUGCUGCACGGCCUGCCGACAUAGUGCUGGGGAGGAGCUAAUGGAACCCAUCCCAGAGGGGGACCAGCCACAGCCAAGGAAAGGUUGCCUCACCUCAGACCAACCUCCAGCCUCCAGCCUGCCAUGGCCAGAAGAGGGACGGCCAGAACCCAGCACCUCUUCCCCAGCCCGAGCCCAGCCAGAUCUGGGGCAGCCCAGUCCUGCAGUGCCUCUGCUGCAGCUGGAGCGGCCCAGCCCUGGAAUACCGCUGCUGCAGUCAGAGCAAUCCGACCCAGAAAUGGCCUGGCCACAGCCUGGCCACCCAGCCCAUGGAGUCUUCUCUCCGCAGCCCAGCCACGGAGUCCCUCUACUGUGGCCUGCAUGUAAGAGCCCCAGUCAUGGACCUGACAGCAGUGUGCCAACAGCAAGUAUAGAAUACGAUUCCAAUGGGGAUAAAAGUACAGUUAUCUAA
Messenger RNA from Pelodiscus sinensis (Chinese soft-shelled turtle), 1639 nucleotides. NCBI's taxonomy places the organism in Eukaryota, Metazoa, Chordata, Testudines, Trionychidae. The record is from RefSeq and is a predicted model, not a curated record.